Messenger RNA from Mercenaria mercenaria, 2514 nucleotides. RefSeq lists its product as uncharacterized. The coding region runs from base 198 to 1949 and encodes 583 amino acids. The transcript is spliced from 11 exons. Lineage: Eukaryota; Metazoa; Mollusca; Bivalvia; Venerida; Veneridae. The record is from RefSeq and is a predicted model, not a curated record. Gene Ontology annotation, molecular function: CoA-ligase activity.
UUGAUAUAGAACGGUUAGAUUCUAUAACGUUGCGGUUGUUUGAGUACGUUGUGAUGAUUUAUCUACACCUAGACAAAAUAUCAAAAGUAGAUCAAUAGGUUAUUGAGCUAGAGAUCAGUGCAUAUUUACUGUGUGGAAGUAAAAACUAUCAUUUUUCACUGUGAAUUGUUUGUGUGGAAAAAAAACACGCUGCAAUAAUGCGUCAUAUUUUUCGACGUCUAUUGAAAACGGAAAAUUGUCGUUGUUUAUCAAGAGGCUAUGUUUCCUUAUCGGCUCAAGGACCAGCACAGUGUAGCCAGACAGAAGGAAGUCAAAGGAAUUUACACCAUCACAAACUCAAAAAUGUUUCAGAAAAUCGGCGCUGUAUGUCGUCGUCGGCAACAGGAGAAACGGUGUUUAAAAGUCCGAGACCGACGGAGGAGCUGCCGAUGAUGUCUUUAAGUGACUAUAUGUUUUCUCGUUUUGGAAAAUUCGGCAGCAAAAACGCUCUAGUUGACGAUGCAACUGGCUCUGUGUACACUUACUCUCAGUUAGAGGAACUUUCUAAACGGAUCGGAAGUUACUUGUAUAGGACAGGGCUCCGAAAGAAUGACGUCAUAUGUUACUAUGGAACCAACAACCCAGAAUUUGGUCUACUGCUACUUGGAUGCGCUUCUGUUGGUGUUGUGCUGACGACAGCUAAUCCUGCAUACACGUCUGGUGAGUUGGAGAGACACAUGGAACAUUCUGGGGCCAAGAUGCUGGUUACUGUGCCGCCGCUGAUACCUAAAGCACAGGAAGCGGAAAUUAAAGAUAUUACAGUCAUAGGCUCUGUUGAUGGUUAUCAGCCAUUUUCCGACAUGUUAGCCGAUGACGGCAAGUAUUUUCCGACGGAUAUCACAAUCGACCCGCACGAAGAUGUCGUCAUCAUGCCGUACAGCAGUGGUACCACAGGGCUUCCUAAAGGCGUCAUGCUGAACCACUUCAGUGUGGUUGCCAAUCUGAGACAGUUUAAGUAUUCCACUAUAACAACGCCAGAUGACAAUAAUUUUGCCGUGCUGCCAUUCUACCACAUAUAUGGUAUGGCUCCAAUUCUACUGGGUACCUUGCAGGAUGGCGGAACACUCGUGACAACACCUGGAUUUGAUCCUGAAGGGUUCUUGAAAGCCAUCGUGAAACACAAGAUAAGUCAACUUCAUAUUGUGCCUCCUAUAGUGUUGUUUCUAGCGCGACAUCCGGUUGUUGACAAGUUUGAUUUUUCCAGUGUACGUAACAUUAUCUGCGCAGCUGCCCCGCUGGGAGAGGCCCUCACAAAUGAAUUCAUAGACAGGAGGAAAAAAAAUAUCAGACAAGGAUAUGGUUUGACAGAAACGUCACCGGUUGUGGCGCUUGAUGAUGAAGACGUCACUGUUGGUUCAAUUGGAAAACUUUGUCCAAACACAGAAGCGAAGUUCAUAGAUCCAGAGACCGGGAAGAGCCUAGGACGUAACGAGACGGGAGAACUGUGUGUAAGAGGGCCUCAGAAUAUGAAAGGUUAUCUAAACAAUGAAAAAGCCACGAAAGAAAUGAUAGAUGAAGAUGGCUGGCUCCACACAGGUGAUGUUGGACACAUGGGAGACAAUGACUGUAUGGUGAUAUCUGACCGACUUAAAGAACUUAUCAAGUACAAGGGACUACAGGUGGCCCCUGCAGAAUUAGAAGAUUUACUACACAAGCACCCGGCGGUACAAGAUGUAGCUGUGAUAGGCAUGCCGGACGACCGGGCUGGAGAGCUACCACGCGCUUACGUGGUGCUCAAACCUAAUGCAAACCUUCAUGCACAUGAUUUAAUGAAAUAUGUGGAAGGUCACGUUUCAGACUACAAAAGACUGAGAGGUGGUGUAGAAUUCUUGAAAGAGAUUCCAAAAUCUCCGAGUGGCAAAAUUCUGAGAAGGGUGCUAAAAGACCAACUACCAAGUUCUCAAAUAUAAUAUACGUAUUCGUCAGAUAGUUAUUUUACAAACUGACACGUUUACACAUACAAGAAUGAGUUGGAAUCGAAGUGUGUUCACGGAUGUUUGCGAGAAUUAUUGAAUGCUUGGAUACCGUGACUAGUUUCCUUUUCAUUGAUCAUAUAAAACUAUAUUUACAUGUACCGUUUUCGUGCAAAAAAAAAUAAAUGCGACUUACAUGCGAUAAAGUACAAUUAUGAAGGUGCUUGAUUAUUUAAUGUUGUGUGAUUGCUGAAUGCUUUCUCUCCGUUGGCUAAAAUGAAAAGGAACCGUCAAACUCUGAGGAAUGGUAGACUAUGAGGAUACCAACUAUCAUUGCAUAGAGCAUCGACGAAACAAAACAAGGCUUUGAAAUUAUACGAUUUGACCAUUUUAUAAUGAUUCAAAACAGACUUCAAUUAUUUACAUGACAAUUUCUUUAUCUUCUGAAAAAUCAUAAUGGUAUAGCUUACAAAGGAAAAAUUAUACUACCUCUUUCGUUUUUUAAAGAGGAACGAUAUGAAGUGUGUAUGAUCAUAGAAAAUAAACGUCUCUGCCUUGCUUA